Molecule: messenger RNA, 628 nt
Organism: Liolophura sinensis
Lineage: Eukaryota; Metazoa; Mollusca; Polyplacophora; Chitonida; Chitonidae
Product: tryptase-2-like
Exons: 4
Coding region: 50-628 (192 amino acids)
Biological process (GO): proteolysis
Molecular function (GO): serine-type endopeptidase activity
Source: RefSeq, a predicted model, not a curated record
GUGCUCUCCCCUUUCAUCCAGUUUGCGGAGGGUCGCUUAUCGCCCCUGAAUGGGUCUUGACGGCCGCCCACUGCGUUCACAAAGAAAGAAAAGUUGGAAUGCCCGAAAAAGCGGAACUCCGGGUGAUGUUUCUCUCUUACGACUUUCUCGUCCCGCUAGUCUUAAUCGAUAUGUGCAACUGAUUGAUUUACCUACAAAAAACGAGGUCUUCAUGUCCGAUGAGUGCUGGAUUACAGGCUGGGGAGCGAGUCACGUUGAUCCCAAGAGGACGUUUCCAGACGUUUUAAACGAAGCCCAGAUGACAGUGCUGAAUAAUCCCGACUGUGCCCGUCGGUUUUCCUCGCUCGGACAUAUAUAUGACAGUCAUAUAUGUGUGUUCAGCGAGGAAGCCGUAGCCUGUUAUGGCGACAGCGGUGGACCGUUAUCCUGCAGGAACCCGGAUGGGACGUGGGUGGUGGCCGGUGUGACGUCAUGGGGAUCCAGCCUGUGUAAAGAGAUGCCAGCGGUCUACACAAGAGUGUCAACGUACGUAGAUUGGAUAUACGAACACAUGAAGACUCCUUAUGAUACUCCGGAAACUACAGGGACAUCAUCACUCGAUGAAGUAAAGCAAUCCGAAAGAACUUAA